Paecilomyces variotii is the source of this 1563-nucleotide messenger RNA. RefSeq names its product putative pre-rRNA processing nucleolar protein Sik1. NCBI's taxonomy places the organism in Eukaryota, Fungi, Ascomycota, Eurotiomycetes, Eurotiales, Thermoascaceae. Bases 1 to 1563 code for a protein of 520 amino acids. Gene Ontology annotation, molecular function: snoRNA binding. The record is from RefSeq and is a predicted model, not a curated record. The transcript is spliced from 3 exons. Gene Ontology annotation, cellular component: small-subunit processome; box C/D methylation guide snoRNP complex.
AUGGCCGACUACCUGCUGUUCGAGAGCCCGAUGGGCUACUCGCUCUUCAAGGUCGCACACCAGGCGGACACUGUCGGAAACCGCCUCAAGGAGGUUCAGGAGGGUGUGCAGGAUCUUGCGAAGUUUGGAAAGAUGGUCGAUUUGGCAAGUUUUCUGCCUUUCGAAAACAACAAACAGGCCCUCAGUGAGAUCAACGAUGUUUCUGAGGGAGUCGCCUCCGAGACUCUGGUUAAUUUCCUCGAGCUGAACCUGCCGAAGCCAGGCAAGAAGAAGAAGAUUUCCCUCGGUGUCUCGGAUAAGGCUCUCGCGGGUAGUAUCAAGUCCGCUUUCGACUUCGUCGACUGCGAGACCGGCGAUACCAGUGAGGUUGUCCAGGAUAUGCUCCGAGGCGUCCGACUUCAUGCCACGAAGCUGCUGAAGCAGCUCCGCGAGGGUGAUGUCGACACCGCUCAAUUGGGUCUUGGUCACGCCUAUUCGCGUGCCAAGGUCAAGUUUUCCGUGCAGCGAGACGACAACCACAUCAUCCAGGCUAUCGCUAUCCUCGACCAACUUGACAAGGCUAUCAACACCUUCUCUAUGAGAGUCAGGGAAUGGUACGGUUGGCACUUCCCUGAGCUUGUCAAGAUCGUCUCAGACAAUCAGCGCUAUGCUCAGGUUGCCCUCUUUGUGAAGGACAAGACGACCCUUACUGAGGAGAGUCUGCACGACUUGGCUGCCCUUGUGGAAGACGACGAGGGUGUUGCCAGGAGCAUCAUUGAUGCUGCCAAGCACAGCAUGGGUCAGGAAAUCUCCCAGACUGACAUGGAAAACGUGGUCUCCUUCGCCGAACGCGUUGUGAGCCUUUCCAAGUACCGCAAGAACCUCCACUCCUACUUGGUUUCCAAGAUGAGUGUUGUUGCUCCCAAUCUGGCCGCUUUGAUUGGAGAGAUUGUCGGCGCUCGUUUGAUCUCUCACGCUGGAAGCUUGACCAACCUCUCCAAGUACCCGGCAUCUACUGUUCAGAUUCUGGGCGCGGAGAAGGCGCUUUUCCGCGCUCUCAAGACCAAGGGCAACACGCCCAAGUACGGACUGCUGUACCACUCCUCCUUCAUCGGUCGUGCUGGUCCCAAGAACAAGGGAAGAAUCUCGAGAUUCCUUGCGAACAAGUGUUCUAUCGCGUCUAGAAUCGACAACUUCUCCGAGACGCCCACCACCAAGUUUGGAGAUGUCUUGAAGAAGCAGGUGGAGGAGCGUCUUGAGUUCUACGUUUCCGGCGCCGCGCCCACCAAGAACGAGGUCGCUAUGAAAUCUGCCAUGGAUGAUAUCCUGGCCGACAUCGAAGUUGACGAGCAGCACAGCGAUGUCGAGAUGGAAGAUGCUGAUGACAAGGCCGAAAAGAAGGAAAAGAAGGACAAGAAGGAGAAGAAGGAGAAGAAAGAGAAGAAGGAGAAGAAGGACAAGGAAGAAAAGAAGGACAAGAAGAAGAAGAGAAAGUCCGACGUAGGCGACGACGACGUCUCUGACAAGAAGAAACGGAAGCGCGACGGUGAGGUCGAGUCGUCUAAAAAGAAGUCGAAGGCCUAA